Loa loa (African eye worm) is the source of this 273-nucleotide messenger RNA. RefSeq lists its product as hypothetical. NCBI's taxonomy places the organism in Eukaryota, Metazoa, Nematoda, Chromadorea, Rhabditida, Onchocercidae. Bases 1 to 273 code for a protein of 90 amino acids. The record is from RefSeq and is a predicted model, not a curated record. The transcript has 2 exons.
AUGGGAGAAGUAUGCGAAGGGACGAUAACAGUAAAAAUCAAGGUCAAUAAGAAGGAACAGGAGCGAGCUGCUGCUACUGCUACUGCUGCUGCUAGGGAGUGCAUGGAGUCGAAGACAAGGUCAGUGGCGCCUCACUCUCACUGGCCUUCACUUUUAUAUUGGCUUCACUCCACUAUUGACACAGCUCGGGUGGGUACUCUUGCGCCAGGGGUACUUGUAGCAUCAGCAUCAGCAGCAGCGGCAGCAGGAGCAAAACCACUAGUAGGACAUUAA